GGAAUGUGAUUUGUUAUUUGUUUUUAUUGAACGUGGUUUUUAAAUUUUUAUAUUUAAAACUCACUGAUUAGUGAUUAGGGAGAAACUUUUUACAAUGUCAAUACAUGUAGAAAAUAAUUUAAAAGACUCAAACUGCAAGGACGUGUUUGAACAAAAAGCUCAAUAUAUCCCAUGUAAAAUAGAAGCAGAUGGUACUGCUAAUGUUAGCCAAUACUUUGAGCCCUAUGUUAAUGAUAACGGUAACGGAGAGUUGACAGCAACAUUCCGAGGUCAUGCAUUAGAUGGAGUUAUAGUGCCAUUACCAGAAGGCUACAGAGGAGCUAUGCUCACUGAAGCUCACAGACCUUUGUCCGAAGAUUCUGACAGAAAAUUCCAUGUAGCAUCUCUCUUCAAGGAUAUUAUGUACUGGAACUGGGAUAAGAAACCAUCUAAAAAUGAUAAUCUUGUGAAAGCGCUGGAGUGGAUUGACAUUGCUGAUGCUGUAAGUAAUGAUAAUUCAUCCUUUUAUUGA
Molecule: messenger RNA, 511 nt
Organism: Leptidea sinapis
Lineage: Eukaryota; Metazoa; Arthropoda; Insecta; Lepidoptera; Pieridae
Exons: 3
Coding region: 95-511 (138 amino acids)
Biological process (GO): RNA catabolic process
Cellular component (GO): ribonuclease H2 complex
Source: RefSeq, a predicted model, not a curated record